UAUAUAUCUUCUCAAGAAAAACAUCCACCCCCCACAACCACCAUUUCCAUAACCAUAAUCUCCUUCUCCAUUCAUCUUCUUCUCGACUCUAGUUUCAUACUAUCAAGUCGAUCUGAUAAGAGACUUACUGUAUAUAUAUAUAUAUAUACAUAGAAUGGGAAACUAUGUUUCAUGCACUCUGUCAACCCCGGGAAUAGGGAAGCAGCAUUGCAAAGCAACCAAAGUGAUCUUUCCGGGAGGCGAAGUCCGGCAGUUUUACACACCGACGAAAGCGGCGGAGCUAAUGCUCGAGAUGCCGAACUUCUUCGUGGUGAACACGAUGUCUCUGCGAAUCGGAAGGAGGUUCUCUGCACUCAACGCUGAUGAAGACCUUGAGAUGGGUAAUGUCUACGUUAUGUUUCCUAUGAAGAGAGUCAAUUCCGUGGUGACUGCCGGCGACAUGGGGGCUUUGUUUAUUACCGCCAACUCCGCGGCCAAGCAGCGGGUUUCCGGUGGCAAAGUUAAACUGUUGCCGGAGUCCGGAGUCGAGGUGGCUUUGCAGCAGAAGUUUGUGGAGGAAUAUGCGAAUGAUUGCGGGAACAAGGAUCCGACGCCGGCGCCGAAGUUGAACUUGGAUGAUAUUGAGGAGUUCUCGACGCCGGAGUUCAUACAUAGGAUGUCUAUGUGUAGGUCGAAGAAGCCAUUGUUGGAGACCAUAGCAGAAGAACCGGUUUGGAUAAGAUGAUGAUGAUGCAGUAGGGGUCGGAAUAUAUGUGACAUAGGUCGAUAAUUAUUUUUUUGUUUAAUUCUCUACUUUUUUUUUUUUUUUUUAAGGAAAAAAGAGAGAUUAUAUAAUUCAGUCAAAAAAAUGGAGAUUGUAUAAUUUAAAAAAGUUAUAAGCUUUUUUUUUUUUUUUUUUUUUUUUUUUUUUUGGGUAGAAGAACCUCAAUAUGGUUUAAACUUUAAAUUAAGAGAUUUGACAUUAAUUUAGAAAAAGAAAGAAAAAAACAUUUCUGUUUUUUUUCUUUUUUUCUUUUUUUCAAUCAUCAUAGGGGCACAGGGGUAUAUGGUUAGAUCACAGUUGGGAUGUUAGUUGUUCCUUUUUGUGAAUAUUAUAAAGAAUACGAAAAAAAAAUAUAUAGUAUUUGCAAUGAUCAAAAUUUAUAAGA
Molecule: messenger RNA, 1148 nt
Organism: Ziziphus jujuba (common jujube)
Lineage: Eukaryota; Viridiplantae; Streptophyta; Magnoliopsida; Rosales; Rhamnaceae
Exons: 1
Coding region: 155-724 (189 amino acids)
Source: RefSeq, a predicted model, not a curated record